UUUUUUUAAAAAAAGAAAGAAAUCCCCAAAUUGAAUUGCGAAAUCGCAAUUAGGGAUCUCUCUGUGAAUCGUGAUGGCGUCGUCAAGCGAUCCAUCAAAAACAGUAAUGGAGAGGAAGAAGAAAGGAGCUCCGAUCAAAUUCUUGGUCCCUCUCAUCUACGCGCCUGCUCUUCCUUUGAUUCGGUUGUCUUUGAGACAUAAACCAGUUCUCAGAGACCGUCUCUUCGGUCUUGUCCUCGCCGGUGCUUUUGCUCAUGGCUUCUAUCUUGUAACGGAUAUAUAUGAUGCAGAGAGCAAAUGAAAAACUUUGGAGUUGCAGCCAUUCAACAAGAGCUCAAUAUUUCUCACAUUUCUGUCUUUUAGAUAAAUAAAUUUUGCUUUUGGGUUUAAACCUCUUGAUACAUUCUUAUCCAUUAGUCAUUGUUCCCUAAGAAAAAAAGUGUAUCACCUUUUACAUUUUUCAAUCCCAUUCUUGAUUUUCAAUGUCUUGAGUGGAGAACAAAACCAGUUUGACAUAAUAUGGCAUCCACAUGAACACAUGUCUAUGAUAUGAUCAUAUGGAUAAGGAAUAUAUUUCUAUUGGUA
Molecule: messenger RNA, 585 nt
Organism: Arabidopsis lyrata subsp. lyrata
Lineage: Eukaryota; Viridiplantae; Streptophyta; Magnoliopsida; Brassicales; Brassicaceae
Exons: 2
Coding region: 74-301 (75 amino acids)
Cellular component (GO): chloroplast
Source: RefSeq, a predicted model, not a curated record